This is a messenger RNA of Fusarium pseudograminearum CS3096, 1875 nucleotides long. RefSeq lists its product as uncharacterized. The record is from RefSeq and is a predicted model, not a curated record. The transcript has 3 exons. Gene Ontology annotation, biological process: regulation of DNA-templated transcription; DNA-templated transcription. Lineage: Eukaryota; Fungi; Ascomycota; Sordariomycetes; Hypocreales; Nectriaceae. Gene Ontology annotation, molecular function: zinc ion binding; DNA-binding transcription factor activity, RNA polymerase II-specific; DNA binding. Bases 1 to 1875 code for a protein of 624 amino acids.
AUGGCUUUGACAAACGAAUUACAAAAACACGCUUGCACAGUUUGUGCUCGUCGCAAGGUCAAAUGUGAUCGACUAGAGCCUUGUUCCAAUUGCCAAAAAGCACAGACAAAAUGUUCCUACGAAGCACCACCACCACCUAAACCGCGCAAAAGGGCUGCCGACGAAGAAUUAUUGGCCAGAUUAGCUCAGUAUGAGGAGUUGAUGAGAAAUAAUGGCAUAGACUAUACACAGCAUGCUAAUGUCUGGGUAUCUCCGGGUUCGGGAACAAAGCCUGAAAGGGACACUUCGACGGAUGUUGAUUCUCCUGCCCCAACAGAACUUUGUCUUUGGUCGACGUUAUGUCCAGAACUUAAGUACCCUCCCAUAUUGACUUUACGCCACAAAGACGACCCCUUCCUUCAUCCAUCACCACCUUUCAACUCAAUACUAAGCAUAUCAAAAAACACAUGCGAGUUUCAUCCAGAGGCAAAGCAUAUCUAUUUUCUCUGGCAAACAUUUGUUGAGACGGUCAACCCACUCAUUAAGAUCGUCCAUGUCCCAAGUUUACAAAAGCGCAUCCUUGAAGCCAGCUGGGAUACCUCGCGCAUCGACAAGUCACUUUCGGCGCUUAUGUUUUCUAUCUACACGCUCUCUGUCACGUCCUUAACGUCAGAACAAUGCUUAUCAUCACUGGGGCAAGAUAAAGGUGCUUUACUCAUGCACUAUCGAACUGCAACUCUACUAGCACUGGUUGAGGCUGAUUACAUGGAAACAAAAACGUUAGAGGUGCUCCAAGCAAUGACACUCUUCAUAUUCUCAAACCCAGAGUCUGAGAUAGCGAGUACCAUGACUGCGACUUCCAUAAGAAUCGGACAGAUAAUGGGCCUUCACAAAACCGACCUGGACACAAAACUGUCAUUCUUUGAGAAAGAAAUGCGAAUAAGGCUUUGGUGGCAACUAAAAGGUCUUGAUUCUAGAGUCCGCGCUGUUUCAACACCUGGAAUCAAAGUAUCCAAAAGUGACUUUGGCGACUUGCGACUUCCUUACAGCAUGAACGACGCCGAUUUGCAUCCGGACAUGUUGGAGCCUUCCACGAAAUACAAUGGUACAACGGAGAUGACCUGCGUCCUGAUGAAGUUCGAGGUCACAAGCUGGAUCAAGUCAUCAACCCGGGCGGCAAAGAUUUUCGAAAGUAUGGCUCCUGGGUUUUCAAAGGCAAAGACUACUAUCAAGAUGGAAUACGAGGCUAUUAAUGAGCUUGAGGCUAUAUACACGGAGAAAUACCUGUCGAAACUGGAUAGAUGUGUUCCAUUCCACGAUUUGACCCACACAAUGGCGAACCUGGCCCUUGCGCGUAUGAGGUUCAUGCUGCAUCAUCCACGAAGCCGAUCGGUAUCUGGAGAGGAUGUGUACAUAACACGACAAGAAAGCGACCUUCUCUUCAACGCAGCACUUUCAUUCAUUCAAUACGUCGACAUGGGUUUUAAGAGCAAAUUUUCAUCUCAGAUGUUUACACAUUUGACUUCUACCUAUCACAUCGACGCAUAUAUCUACGUCGUCAGCGAGCUACGUAAGCGGGAUUCGGGCCCCAGGAUUGAUCUGGCAUGGAAGCUAGUGGAUGGUCUGUACGCUGACCACCACGAGCUCAUUGACAACACCGAAAGUCCCUUGUUCGUCGCUCUGGGUAACCUGGUUUUGGAAGCCUGGGAAACACGACGAAAGGUGUUGACUGAAGCGGAUGUUAUACCGUCUUGCAUCGAGAUGCUCUGGGCCAAGCGACGGGUUGCAAAUGCAACUGCUGAGGUAACAGCUGAUGGUGUCAAUGGCCUCGAAGGAUGGGAGUUCAAUGUGGACGACUUUGACUGGACUUACUGGAACAACUUUAUGCGGUUCUAG